Messenger RNA from Centropristis striata (black sea bass), 1955 nucleotides. RefSeq names its product alpha-2Db adrenergic receptor-like. The transcript has 2 exons. The record is from RefSeq and is a predicted model, not a curated record. Gene Ontology annotation, biological process: regulation of smooth muscle contraction; platelet activation; regulation of vasoconstriction. Bases 385 to 1836 code for a protein of 483 amino acids. Gene Ontology annotation, cellular component: membrane. Gene Ontology annotation, molecular function: alpha2-adrenergic receptor activity. Lineage: Eukaryota; Metazoa; Chordata; Actinopteri; Perciformes; Serranidae.
CUUAAAUCAUGCAAAUCCCUUGUUCAUUUGCAGAUGUGUUGCAGCAGAGAUGAAGCAGGAUGUUUCUAGGUAGAAGAUGGUGAAAUAUUGCCCACAGAUGUGAGGAUUUUAGACAUGCUUGUGUUUUUUUUAAUUUUUGAGAUUUAAAAUCAGAUUGUUUGAAGCCUGUGAGGAUAUUAUUUGAUGUUUUUUAUUCUGUAACCAAAGAGAAAGCUUUUGAUUUUUUUUCUGGAUCUACUCUCCCUUUUUUCUUCUCAUUCUUUCUCUCAUUUACUUGUACUUUAUGUUAUUUUCUCGCUGGCUAGCACAAAGACACUCAGUCUGCAGUGAAAGCACUAGAGCGUGACAGGAAAUGGGGAUCAUAAUGUCACUCAUUUAACCACCAUGGACUUAUCGGAUGUAUUCACGCCUGUAAUGGCCACUUUGCCACCAAACUCUUCUUUGGAGAAUGUCAAUCAGACCUCCUCCUCCUCCUCGCCGAGGGCUCCUCCUCUACCUCCUCACUCGCAGGUGGCGUCGGUGUUCAUCGUGCUGGUGGUCUCGGUCAUCAUACUGGGGACGGUGGUGGGCAACGUGCUGGUGGUGGUGGCGGUUUUCACCAGCCGAGCCCUGAGGCCGCCGCAGAACCUGUUUCUGGUGUCUCUGGCCUCCGCGGACAUCCUGGUGGCGACACUGGUCAUCCCCUUCUCCUUGGCCAACGAGGUGAUGGGCUACUGGUACUUCGGUUCCACCUGGUGCUCCUUCUACCUGGCGCUGGACGUCCUCUUCUGCACGUCCUCCAUCGUCCACCUGUGCGCCAUCAGCCUCGACCGCUACUGGUCGGUCACGAAAGCUGUCAGCUACAACCGCAAGCGGACGCCCAAACGGAUUAAAUCGAUGAUCAGCAUCGUGUGGCUCAUAUCCAUUGUCAUCUCGUCCCCGCCGCUCCUCAUGACGCAGAAGGACGAGGACUCGGAGGACAGCGACACCAAGAGGCAGGAGUGUCUGCUCAACAACCAGACGUGGUAUAUCCUGUCCUCCUGCCUCGUGUCCUUCUUCGCCCCGGGUGUCAUCAUGAUACUCGUGUACUGUAAGAUCUACCGAGUCGCCAAGCAGCGAGCCUCCACCGUGUUCGUGGCGAAGAACGUGUUGGAGCGGCAGCCGUCGCAAUCGGAGACCUGCUUCGUGGCCACCCCCAGGCCGUGCCAAAGAAAGGGAGCCGGCUGUGGCCAAUCCCAGUACGAGCUGGACAGCCCGCGGCCCCCCAACCGCCACAGCUCGUCCAACGUGGAGAGCAACAACAGCAGCAGGCGGGGAGAGCUGGACGACAUCGACUUGGAGGAGAGGAGCUGCGAGGCGAACAUUAAAACGACAUCUUCGUUUUCCUCCGCUCUCCGCUUCCCCAGGAGAGGCGGCGGAAGUGUGAAAACAGAGGACGCGGAGGGAACAACAAACAGGUUAAAGCCUCCUCCUCCUCCUCCAUCCUGUGCCUCCAUCUCAUGGGCAUCAUCCGAGAACUGCUCCCACCACUUCCUCUUGCCCUCUCCGGUGCCGCUGCGCAGCAGGCAGAUGUCUCUGUCCAAGAACAAAGUGGCUCAGAUGAGGGAGAAGCGAUUCACGUUCGUGCUGGCGGUGGUGAUGGGGGUGUUUGUACUGUGCUGGUUUCCGUUCUUCUUCACGUACAGCCUGCACGCCGUCUGCAGGGAGAACUGCACCAUCCCUGACACACUCUUCAACCUUUUCUUCUGGAUCGGAUACUGCAACAGCUGCCUGAACCCCAUCAUUUAUACUAUCUUUAACCGGGACUUCAGGAGGGCCUUCAAGAAGAUUUUAUUCCAGACUCACAAACGAACAUGAGAUGUGAAUGUAUGUGUGUGAGAGUGGCCUCACACAGUCAGACACAAAUGAGUGUGCACACAGUUUAACUCCUGUUUUUCACUGUGCUGUCAUACCGACAUUAAAGGGCUUGCCAUACA